AGUAUAAAAGUUCAGAAUCCAAAGAGUUCUGUUCAGUGGGCUCUUGUAAGCAAGCGGUUUUGUAGAUACUAGAAGUUUAGCUAUGGUGCGUGUUCCAAAUAUAAAACUCAAUAAUGGCCUUGAAAUGCCGGCAUUUGGCUUGGGGACAUACCAAUCCAAACCAAAUGAAGUUGCAAAUGCUGUGAGACAUGCAAUCGAUCAUGGUUACCGUCAUAUUGACACAGCAUUUUUCUAUGUCAAUGAGCAAGAGGUGGGGGAAGCUAUCAAACAGAAAAUUGCGGAAGGAAUUGUGAAGCGAGAAGAUAUUUACCUAGUGACUAAGCUAUGGUGUACCCAUCAUGAGCCUUCAAAAGUUGAAUACGCUUGUCGAUUGUCUUUAAAAAAUCUGGGUCUGGAUUAUAUUGAUUUAUAUUUGAUGCACAAUCCUGUUGGAUUCGUCUAUAAAGACGACUCCACAUUCUUCACUAUGAAGGAAGGAUCGGGCUUUGUUGCAACUAGUGACGUGGACUAUUUAGACACUUGGAAAGCUAUGGAGCAACUUGUGAAGAAAGGGCUGGUUCGAAGCAUUGGUGUUUCGAAUUUUAAUGUAGAGCAAACGGACCGCCUAUUGAAAAAUUGUGAAAUCAAGCCGGUUACAAACCAGGUGGAAUGCCACAUAGAAUUGAGUCAAAAGGAACUUCGUGAAUUUAGCAAAGCUCACGGAAUUUUUAUAACUGCAUAUUGUCCUCUUGGACAGCAUAAUGCCGCGGAAAAGAAACCAGCAUUCCUGUAUGACGAUCGCACCAAGGCCAUCGCGGAUAAAUAUAAUAAGACGCCAGCUCAAGUCGCUAUAAGAUACUUGAUCCAAAUUGGAACUGUCCCCAUUCCGAAAUCAGUCACAAACUCCAGGAUUGAAGAAAAUAUCAAGGUUUUCGAUUUCGAACUUACGCCGGAUGAAAUGAAAACUUUGGAAGGACUAGAUUCAGGCAAUCGCGUCGCUAAAUGGUCAUUCAUUGAUCCAAACCACAAAUAUUAUCCUUUUAAGUGAGUUAUCUGAAAUUGUGAUAAAAUCUGUCUUAAAUAUACAUACAUAUGGUACAUAUGCGCAAUAAUAAAAUUA
Hermetia illucens (black soldier fly) is the source of this 1099-nucleotide messenger RNA. RefSeq names its product 1,5-anhydro-D-fructose reductase-like. The transcript is spliced from 6 exons. The record is from RefSeq and is a predicted model, not a curated record. Gene Ontology annotation, molecular function: aldose reductase (NADPH) activity. Gene Ontology annotation, cellular component: cytosol. Bases 83 to 1027 code for a protein of 314 amino acids. NCBI's taxonomy places the organism in Eukaryota, Metazoa, Arthropoda, Insecta, Diptera, Stratiomyidae.